AUGGGAGGUCCGGGAGGAGGUCCGGGAAUGAGCGAUCGGUGUAACGCGUGCGGCGGGGUGGGGCACUGGGCGCGUGAAUGCCCGAGCAAGUUCGGCGCGCGAGGCGGGUUCGGCGGAAGGUUCGGCGACGAUGGGAUGGGACCCAAGUGCUACGAAUGCGGGCGGAGGGGACACGUGGCACGAGAGGCUGUCAGUUACAAGCCGGGGAUCCUUGACGGCCGCAUAGUUCAAGCAGGGCAACCCCGACGGCCCCAUAGAGCAGCGCUGCUACGUGUGCAACGAAGUGGACCGGGAUUUCCGCCGGGGAUUGCGGCGUUUGGGGCGCCGAUAGGGACGGGGUUUCCGCCGCAGGUGGUGCGUCCGGCGGGAGACGGGUGCUAUGAGUGCGGCGAGCCGGGACACUUCGCCCGAGAGUGCCCUUCCCGGUCGCGGCGUUUUGCGGAACGGGCAGCGGCAGCGGCGGGGGCGGCGGGGAUUGCAGUGGCGGGGACGGGGGCCGAGGGGCGGCGCAUAGCUUCCAAGGCAAGUGGGAGGGCGGCAGAGGAGGCGCUUAAUAAUGAGCUGGAGACGUACAUGAAGGACAAGGCUAGGGAUGGGGGCAGCAGUGAGGAGAGGGAGGAGGAGGGCAGGAGGCGCGGCGGGAGGGAGAAGGAUGCAGAGGGAAGAGACGAGGUAAGAGGAGGGCGGAAAGGGGGAAAGGAUUCCAGUGAUAGCGACAGUGGUGUGCGGAGGAAGGGGAGAAGUGAGAAGAGGGGAGGCGACAGGAGUAGCAGGAGGAAGCGCUCUCGAUCGCGAUCGAGCAGUAGCCGGUCCAGGUCGGUGGGUAGUAGUCGAUCGAGCCGCUCGUCGGGAUCGAAAUCGUCCCGGUCGAGGAGUAGGUCUAAAUCGAGAUCGUCGCGAUCGAAAUCCUCUCGCUCAAGAAGUAGGUCCAAGUCGUCGCGCUCGUCCGCCUCGUCCAAAUCAAGGAGCUCGAAAUCGAAGGGUGGGGGGUCGAAGAGCACGGGGUCGUCUUCUCGGCGCAAGGCGUCGCCGUCCGCCAGUGAUGCUUCGUCCGGGAGGGAUGGGAAGGGUGGCAGCAAGCGGCGGAGCGACUCUGAGGAGGUUUCGAAGAGUGAUGAUGCGGGGAGGGAGAGGGAGGGGAGGAGGAGCGGAGGGAAGGGAGAGGGGCGGGAGGAGGAGAAGGGGGAGAAGGGGAGGGAGGGAGGAGAGGAAGAGGGGAGGAAGGAGGAGGGGGGAACCGGGAGCAGGGGAAAGGAGGGUGGAGAGGAGGGGGGGAAAGGAGGGGAGGACAGGGAGCAGGAGGCAGUGGAGCAAGGUAGGGGGGAGGAAGGAGCAGAAGGGGGAGAAGCGAGAGGAGCAGGUGGGUUGAGCGAGCGGCGAAAUGAGGGGGAGGCAGCAGAGGGAGAUAAAAUGGACGAGGAUAAAGGGGAAGGGGCAACUGCAGGGGGGGCUGCCGCUGAAGAAGUGGGUAAGGGAGGAGCUGGAGGUGCUAGUGAUGGUGUGAGGGGGGAGGAUGCAGGAAACAAGCGCAAAAGGACGAGUGAGGGUGAGAAUACAGGUGGGAGUGUGGGGGAGGGAGGGGGCGAGGAGAUGAGCUUGGGGUUGGAUGCUAUAGCAGCUGCAGCAGAGGCUGAGGCGGCUGGGGCAGAGGCUGAGGAGGGAGGGAAGGAGGGGACGGAGGGACGUAAGUUGCUUGAUUUGAAUGAGAUGGAAGGAGGAAAUGAUGGGCGUGUGGAUCAAGGAGGGCAUUGA
Messenger RNA from Closterium sp. Naga37s-1, 1752 nucleotides. The record is from the annotation of a GenBank genome assembly. Lineage: Eukaryota; Viridiplantae; Streptophyta; Zygnematophyceae; Desmidiales; Closteriaceae.